CAAUAAUGGGGACACUGAAGUCUGCAACAAUUUUUUUUUUUUUUAAUAUUAGCAGCCAAAUUGCUGGUGGAAAAUCUGAAAGAAAAAAACUCACCAAAUUAUGUACAACUACAAAUAAAGAUUUCUCCUUUUUUUUUUUUUUCACUUUAUAAAUUGGUAUCAUAUUCAUAGCCUUUUUCCUUUGAAUCCCCCUAAUUUUGACAUCUCCUUCAUUUAUUGUCCCCCUACCUGUGUUUUUUCCCCUCCAUUUUUCUUUGAUUCUUUCUUCAUUUCAUCAAAUACCCAUUUCUAGUUGCUGCAAAACAGUACUGGGUUUUUAAUCUUUCAUGGAUCUUGUAAGGAAAAGCUCACAAGCACUUUCACCAAAUAUCACAUCUGGUCCUCCUCCUCAUUUACAUUCAUCAGAACCAAGUUUCCCCAUUAUAGCUAUAGCUGUAAUAGGGAUUUUAGCCACUGGUUUCUUGUUAGUAAGCUACUACAUCUUCGUCAUCAAAUGCUGUCUGAAUUGGCACAGGAUUGAUCUUCUAAGACGAUUUUCAUUAUCUAGAAGACGACCCGAAGACCCAAUAACGCCUUACUCUCCAGCAAUGGAACAUAGAGGGUUAGAUGAAUCGUUGAUAAGAUCAAUCCCAAUAUUCCAAUUCAAGAAAAACAAUGGGAACAUCGAUGAAAAGACCCUUUGUGAAUGUGCUGUUUGUUUGAAUGAGUUUCAAGAAGACGAGAAGCUAAGGAUGAUACCAAAUUGCAGCCAUGUUUUUCAUAUAGAUUGCAUUGAUGUUUGGCUUCAAAACAAUGCGAAUUGCCCACUUUGCAGAACGAGUAUUUCGAGUAGUACCAUCAAUGCACAAAGCUUAGCUCCACAAGAUCCAAUCAGUAAUGGUGGUGAUGAAGAUUAUGUGGUGAUUGAACUAGGUGAUAAUAAUAACCGUAGUUCAAGCGAUGAGUCAAUUAGUGGUUCACCUAUGGAGCUCAAGGAUGUGGAGAAACGAGGAAGGAAGUUGCAUAAAGGGACAAGCAUGGGGGAUGAAUGGAUUGAUAGUAGAAACAAAGGUGCAGAGUUUGGGAUUCAACCAAUAAGGAGGUCGAUUUCAAUGGAUUCAUCAGCAGAUCGGCAGCUAUAUUUAGCUGUUCAAGAAGCUAUAAGACAGAAAAGGGAAGUGAAUGAGGGUAUUAGCCCCAUUGAAGGUUGCAGUAGCAGAGUGAUGAGAAGGUCUUUCUUCUCUUUUAGUCAUGGUAGAGGGUCUAAAAAUGCAAUUUUACCUGUUUAUUUGGAGACAUAAAAAACUACAGUUUUAGGGUUUUUU
Molecule: messenger RNA, 1304 nt
Organism: Gossypium arboreum
Lineage: Eukaryota; Viridiplantae; Streptophyta; Magnoliopsida; Malvales; Malvaceae
Product: RING-H2 finger protein ATL16-like
Exons: 1
Coding region: 327-1280 (317 amino acids)
Biological process (GO): protein ubiquitination
Molecular function (GO): transferase activity
Source: RefSeq, a predicted model, not a curated record